Messenger RNA from Mytilus californianus (California mussel), 6574 nucleotides. Its product is annotated as multidrug resistance-associated protein 1-like. Gene Ontology annotation, biological process: transmembrane transport. Bases 96 to 4790 code for a protein of 1564 amino acids. Gene Ontology annotation, cellular component: membrane. Lineage: Eukaryota; Metazoa; Mollusca; Bivalvia; Mytilida; Mytilidae. The record is from RefSeq and is a predicted model, not a curated record. Gene Ontology annotation, molecular function: ATP binding; ATP hydrolysis activity; ABC-type transporter activity. The transcript has 31 exons.
UCCACCUUGCAAUUUUGUUAGUGUCAACAUAUAGAACGUCGACCAUACUUUAUACCGUACCCUGUUAAUGCAUUUCUUACUGUUUUCAAGGGAAAAUGGAUGAUACAGAAAGCUUCUGUGGCGCGUCAGAAAUCUGGGAUGAAACACUCUUGUCAAACAAUACAUUCCCAGAGUUUACAGAUUGUUUCCAGAACACCAUAUUAGUAUGGGUACCAUGUGGAUUUCUAUGGAUUACGGCACCAUACUACCUUUACUAUCUUGUCAGUUACAAAGGUUCUCCAAGACAACAUUCAUUUUUGAACAUUGCAAAGACAUUCAUAAGUGGUAUACUGUUCAUCUUAACAAUAGUGGAUGUCUUUAAAGCAAUCAGUGACCACAGAGUUAAUCCUACACCAGUAGCUGUGUAUCUAGCUGCAGCCUUAAAACUAUUCUCUUUUUUUCUAACCAUCUGUGAGAUACAACUAGAAAGGAUAAGAGGAUUUGUUACAUCAGGAAUUCUAUUCAUUUUCUGGUUUACUAGUUUAAUAGCAUCAGUGAUACCAUUUUAUACCCUCAUAAUUAAAAAGGUUUACACUGAUGACAUACUUAGAUUCAGUUUGUUUUUUCUGUAUUUUCUUCUCCUUCUGUCUCAGUUCAUACUUCAUUGUAUUGCAGAGGAGGUGUCAGAGAGUUCUUCUGGCAAAUACAAUAUUGGAGUUAAACCUUGUCUUGAAGUACAGGCUUCAUUUUUGUCAAGAAUUACAUAUUGGUGGAUGAAUGGUCUUAUUGUCACAGGUUAUAAAAAGGAUUUGGAGGAAACUGAUAUUGCUGAUCUCCAUCCUCGAGACAAAAGUGAUCAAGUUGUUCCAAAUUUUGAAAAAGUAUGGAAGAAAGAAUUAAAGAAACAUGCAGUCAGAGAUAUCAAACCAGCUACUACAACCCAAGUGCCAAGUACUUCAACCAGUGUGAAACAGCGUAAAAUUCAAAGACAGGAUAAAAUACAAGAGGAAACUCCAUUUUUGGGAAAUGAGAAUGAGCCUGAAGUGGUUAUAAAGGAGGGUGCCAAACCAGAAAAGCCUCAAAACAAGGCUUCCCUAACAAAAACUUUGUUUAAGGUGUAUGGAGUAGACUUAUUUAAAUCCUGGGGAUGUAAAUUGGUGUAUGAUUUUCUACAGUUUAUGUCCCCUCUACUACUAAAUGCUUUGAUUGGCUACACAAAUAAUAGAUUUGCAGGUCGUCCUGAAGCGGAAUGGAAAGGAUACAUAUUAGCUGCUGGAUUUUUUGUUGUUGCUAUUUUCCAGUCAACAUUUUUCCAUCAAAAUUUCCACAUCUCUAUGACAACAGGAAUGAGAGCAAGGUCAGCACUCAUUGCUGCCGUGUUUAAAAAGUCACUGACAAUGAACAAUGAAGCAAAGAAGUCAUCAACAGUUGGAGAAAUUGUAAACUUGAUGUCAGUUGAUUGUCAAAGAUUUCAGGAUGUGGCUGGUCAGUUAUGGAUGAUCUGGUCAGCUCCAUUACAGAUUCUCCUUGCCACAGUGUUGUUAUGGCAACAACUUGGUCCAUCUGUACUAGCAGGACUUGGAGUCAUGUUAUUACUAAUCCCACUAAAUAUUGUCAUAUCAACGAAACAACGGAAACUACAGGCAGACCUGAUGAGAUAUAAAGAUAACAGAAUUAAAAUGAUGAAUGAAAUACUUAGUGGUAUGAAGGUAUUGAAGCUGUAUGCUUGGGAAUCCUCUUUUCAAGACAAAGUUACAGAAAUUAGAAAGAAGGAAUUAGACGUUUUAAGAAAAUAUGCCUACCUCAAUGCAUUCAGUUCUUUUUCAUUCACUUGUGCUCCAUUUCUUGUUACGUUAGCCACCUUUGCCACCUACAUUAUGUCAUCAACAGAGAACUAUCUUGAUGCACAGAAAGCCUUUGUAUCACUGUCAUUGUUUAAUAUCCUCAGAUUUCCAAUCAAUCUACUGCCAAUGAUGAUCUCAUUCAUUAUACAGACAAAUGUUUCAAUCAAGAGAUUGUCAGCCUUUCUAAAAAGUGGUGAUUUAAACUCAGAUAAUGUACAACAUGAACAAAUUUCUGGAACAGUCAUUAAAGUAGAGAAUGGAACAUUUACCUGGGACAGUGAAGCACCUCCUGCGCUGAAAAACAUCGAUUUAGAGGUAGCUGAGGGAGAAUUGAUUGCUGUGGUAGGAACUGUUGGAUCAGGAAAGUCAUCAUUGAUAUCUGCAUUUCUAGGAGAAAUGGACAAGUUACAAGGAAGGGUCAAUGUAAAGGGGAAAAUAGCAUAUGUACCACAACAGGCAUGGAUACAGAAUGCAACUGUUAAAGACAACAUUUUGUUCGGAAGAGAGAUGAACCUGGCAAAAUAUGAUCAAGUGAUUGAAUCUUGUUCAUUGAAAAGAGAUUUUGAAAUCCUAACAGGAGGUGACAUGACAGAGAUUGGUGAGAAGGGAAUAAAUUUAAGUGGUGGACAGAAACAGAGAAUCAGUUUAGCAAGAGCUGUUUACAACAAUGCUGAUAUUUAUUUGUUAGAUGACCCUUUGAGUGCUGUUGAUUCCCAUGUUGGUAAACACAUGUUUAAAAAUGUCUUUGGCAAGAAAGGACUCUUAAAGAAUAAGACAAGAAUUUUAGUAACACAUGGUAUCCAAUGGUUACCAAUGGUUGACAGGGUAGUAGUAUUGGUGGAUGGACAGAUUUCAGAAAUGGGAACAUACGAGGAGUUAUUAAGCCAUGAAGGAGCAUUUGCACAGUUUCUGAAUGCUUAUUUCACUGAGGUCAAGGAGGAGGAUGAGGAGGUUGACCUAGAUAAUGAUCCUGAAGUGAUUGAAGAAAAGUGCCGUAUACUGGAACGUUUUCAGUCUGUGACACAUGAAAAAUGCUGGUUUGACAAGGGAAAGAAUACUGAAAGGAGGGCAGAGAAGUUACAGAAGAAGGCUAUGUUAGUCAGAACAAUUUCUAUGAUAGAUGAGAGUGCUUUACCUACUACAGAGAAUAAAGUGAAACAACCCGAGAAACAAGUGGAAAAAUUAAUUGAGAAGGAGAAAGAAGGACAUGGAAAGAUUGAAUGGACGGUUUUCCUGUCAUACUUUAAAGCAGUAGGGAUUCCUGCCAUGGUCAUCAUUUUCCUGUUAUUUAUGGUAUACCAAGGAACCAGUAUUGCAGCUAACAUAUGGCUCAGCUUGUGGAGUGAUGAUGAUCUUUUAGCUAAUAGAAGUUUGACCAAUACAACUGCAUAUUCAGAUAAAAAUACAAUGUAUUUAGGAGUGUAUGGUGGUCUGGGAGUAGUACAAGCUGUUCUUAUAUUGAUAUAUUCACUGCUUGGUACAUUGUCCUAUGUGAAAGCUGCUGCUAAACUUCAGCAUAACAUGCUUGUAAGCAUCAUGAGAGCUCCAAUGUCAUUUUUCGACACCACACCAUCUGGAAGGAUUGUGAAUCGUUUCUCUGGAGAUGUACAGAUGAUUGAUGUAACCUUGCCAAUGACCUUUCGAAUGUGGAUCAUGAUCUUUUUCCAGACAUUGAGCACAGUGAUUGUCAUAUCAUACAGUACACCUAUAUUUUUAAGUGUCAUCGUUCCACUUGGAAUAUUUUACUACUUCAUUCAGAGAUUUUAUGUUCCAUCAUCAAGACAGUUACAGAGACUAGAAUCCACAUCAAAAUCUCCCAUUUACAACCAUUUUAGUGAAACAUUGAGUGGAGCUACAAGUCUAAGGGCAUAUAAAGCACAAGAUAGAUUCAUUCAGGAAUCACUGUACAGAGUGGACAAAAAUAUUAGUUACUAUUUCACUAAAAUCGCUUCACAGAGAUGGCUGGGUUGGAGAUUAGAGUUGAUUGGAAAUCUGAUUGUAUUUGCAGCAGCAUUAUUUGCCGUGUUGACACCAAAUGUAGAAGGAGGUGUUGUUGGCUUGUCUAUAUCUUAUGCUCUACAGAUAACUGGUGCUCUGAACAUGUUUGUCAGGACUUCCAGUGACCUGGAAUCUAAUGUUGUUUCUGUUGAGAGAGUUAAAGAAUAUGCUGAAGUGGAACAGGAGGCAGAAUGGAUAAAUCCUAACAAGAGGCCCCCAUCAGACUGGCCUGCUUUAGGAGAGUGUAAAUUUGAUAAUUACAAGACAAGAUACAGAGCUGGGUUAGAUUUAGUGAUAAGAGGAAUCACAUGUAAUAUUGCUGGAGGACAAAAGGUUGGAAUUGUGGGUAGAACUGGAGCUGGCAAGUCUUCAUUGGCAAUGGCGUUGUUCCGUCUGAUUGAGUCUGCAGAGGGUAAAAUCAUUAUUGACGGAGAAUGUAUUUCUGAAAUGGGAUUACAUGAUCUUCGCCAAAAACUUACAAUCCUUCCUCAGGACCCUGUUUUAUUUUCUGGAUCUCUCAGAAUGAACCUUGACCCUAUUGACCAAUACAGUGAUGAACAGUUAUGGAAAUCAUUGGAGCAUGCUCAUUUAAAAAGUUAUGUGGAAGGUCUAGCCGAUAAAUUAAACUAUGAAUGUGGUGAAGGAGGACAAAAUCUCAGUGUUGGCCAAAGACAAUUGGUUUGCUUGGGUCGCUCCUUACUUCACAAGACAAAGAUACUGAUUCUAGAUGAAGCCACAGCUGCUGUUGACAUGGAAACAGAUGAGCUAAUUCAGAAAACAAUUCGUUCUGAGUUUAAAGAUUGUACAAUACUUACCAUUGCUCACAGACUUAAUACAAUUUUGGAUUAUGAUAAGGUAAUGGUUUUAGAUCAGGGAAAAAUUGCAGAGUUUGAUGGACCAAAUGAAUUAUUAGAGAACAAGACUUCAAUAUUUCAUGGAAUGGCUAAGGCUGCUAACAUUGUAUCUUAGGUAGUUUUAAAAAAAGUAAUAGACGGGAGGAUAUUUUGUCAGAACAAAUUAAUUUCCUUGGUAUGUUUUAUUAUUGUGCCAUAGAAAUGUAUAAUGUUUAUUUUGCAAUUUAAAAAAUACACAAACUAUUCAUCAUUGUAUAUUAUUAAAAUUGGUUCAAAGGCCAGUCUGAAAAUCAAAAGUAAACUUAGCAGUAUUGAAGAAUUAUUCCACCAUUGAUGUCAUUUUUGUGUUUAAUUAUAUCAUUGUUUUAGGAUAUUUAUUUUGAUAUAUGUAAGGCAGCUUUAUGUCAGUCAAUUUUUAUAGUGUGCAUUUAUAUAUAAAAUAUUUGGUAACUAAAAACUAAAAUUUGUUUCAAUAAGAAACUUUAUAAUAAUAGACAACUUUCGAGUUCGAUGCAUUUCCGUCAAAAACUUUGGUUUUAGUGAACAUCAUCCGUGCGUUUAGGGGCGUCGUCACUUCUGUUCCAAUGUUGAGCAAGUGGUUGGAAAAUUAUAAAGCUAUAUGGCACGAAUUAUUCGGCAAAUUGAAUUCUCAUAAUUGUCUUUCAGCACUGCUGUCAUUAGGGAAUUGUGAUUAAGUACCUACAGAACAAAUAUUAUUUCUAGUUUAUCCUGCACAAUAACGAUCACUAAGAAGCUUGAUUAACAUUUAUAGUGCAGGGAUACAGCAAUCCCCUCUAUCUGGUAAAUGACGUCAUAAAGGCGCGCAUAAUUGACGAGUUUUUUCUGGUGACGGACAAACUCGAAAGUGGUCUAUUAGUUACCUAGUGAUAAAAUUUAGAUAUUCAAUCAGUUACAUAGGGAGACAACUGAAAUAUUCAGUUAUUUAUCAAGGCAAACUUCUGAUAUUAUACAAUUACGGCCCUCUGAGGAGUGGGAUAUCUCCCAACUCAAAAGGCCAAUACUGUUUUAAUAUGCCGAACAAAUAUUGGGCGGUGAAUAAUAGGGUGAAUGGUACAAUUUGUCAAGGUUAUUCACCUGCCCUGUCAAUUUGGACGAAAAUAUCCAAAUUAAUUCACACCAUGUUAUCUUUUAUUAGCCAAUGGAUUUAUCUAAUUAUACUGUGAGGUAUAAUAAAUUCAAUUAUUAGUCUAGGCAAACAACUGAAAUAUUCAGUUACUAACCUAGGAUAACGUUUUAUAUAUUCAGUCAGUUGCUAAGGGUAAUGAUUUGAAUACUUUACCUUUAGUGAUAAGGGAUAAAGGGGAAACUUUUUAUUAUUCCCUGAGAUAACUUUCUAGUGUGUAUCAAUGGAUCUUUGGAAAGUAUUUUUUCAUAAGAAUGACAGUUCUGUGAACAAACAGAGGCAAAAACUCGCGCUGAACCAUUAUCUUUUAUAAAUUUAUAAAUAUUUAUUCAUUUUGAUGAAUGAAAACAUUCUGUAUAGUUAUUUGCAAAAAUUUCAUUUACAGCAUGUAUAUUUUGUUGAAUUUUUUUUUUUUACAACUCCACAGCUGUUUCAAAGUUUUAAAGGUUACGUAUAUCUUUUGGAAAAUUUUAAACAAUUUCUAACCAGAAAGGUUAUAUAUGUAUAUACUCUUUAAAAAUCAUUUUCCAGAGUUUAAAUUUAGAGGCAUACUUAUGUUUGAAAUUGCUUGGUGUAAACAUUACUUGAGAGAGACAAUCCACUUAGCUCCACUUGUUUGUCUUUGAAGAAUUUUGUUAUGACUUUGAUUAUCUAUAUUAUGUCUUGUUGUAUUUUGGUGUUUAUGAAUUUUUUAUGCAAGUUUGUUUAUAUAUUUGUAGUUGGCAUAUAAUUUUAGAAUUAAACAAAUACUUUUA